UUGGGGAGCCACUGGCCGGGAGGUCAUGGGCCCAGAUUCAGGAGUGUGCAGAGUGCGGAAGACGGAGGAGGAAGGAGGUAAAAAGGAUGAAUGCUUGAUUUGUAAAGUUCCUUGCCGUACAGUUUUACUUUCAAAACAUACAAGCUCAGAGAUUCAGGCAUUCUUUAUGGGCAUAGAUGAUCUGUGUAAGAAGUACUCCAGAGAAACCUCCCAGAUUUCAGAAUUUCAAGAAAAACACAGGAAGAGAUUGUUAGCCUUCUAUAGAGAAAAGAUCUCCACGUUGGAAGAGUCUCUUAGGACAUCGAGGCUGCAGAUGGAAGAGCUGCAGAGUAUGAGAUCGUCACAACAAGCAGCUUUCAGCACAAUAAGACAUUCAGUUUCAACUCCUUCCGCAAAACCAGGGGGACGCCUAUGGCAGCCGCUCAGCUCCGUGGGCCCUGACAGAGUGGAGUCAAUGGACGUCGAUCUUCCUGCUUUCCUGGCGAGAAGACCUGAGAUAGCCACUGGCCCUACAAGAAUCUCUUUGAUUAGUCCACCCCAAGAUGGACGCAUGGGCAGUGUCUCCCACUGGGGCCCUCAGCAUCUCAGCCUGACGCCAAGUCAGACGAGUGUGUCCAGUGCUCUCAGGAUUCCACCACUGCACAUCCCCUACAAGGGACUGUCACAGACUCCGACAUCCCAGCUAGCAGGCAGAGUGAGCAGGGGGGGCUCUCCCUGCCCCGGCAGCUCCCAGGCUGGGCCGCCCUCCCAGGCCCCAGCGCCCAGGCAGCCAAUCAGCAUCCCGGGCCUGCUGCAGAGGCAGUGUUCAGGGUCCACUCCCCUUGGGGGAUUGCGCACAGAAGAUGAGCAUGUUCCUGCUGUCCCUGUCUGCUGGUCCUCCGGUUCUUCCACCAGCCCCCGGCAUGCACACAUUAGACAGUAGAUGUAACCGCAUGCGUUUUCUUGAUGAAAUGAUUAAGCAGCAUAUUGGAAUAAAGAUUUUUCUGGUUAUCA
Molecule: messenger RNA, 993 nt
Organism: Galeopterus variegatus (Sunda flying lemur)
Lineage: Eukaryota; Metazoa; Chordata; Mammalia; Dermoptera; Cynocephalidae
Gene: RNF212
Product: ring finger protein 212
Exons: 12
Coding region: 26-922 (298 amino acids)
Biological process (GO): protein sumoylation; homologous chromosome pairing at meiosis; reciprocal meiotic recombination
Cellular component (GO): synaptonemal complex
Molecular function (GO): SUMO transferase activity
Source: RefSeq, a predicted model, not a curated record